Molecule: messenger RNA, 2366 nt
Organism: Homo sapiens (human)
Lineage: Eukaryota; Metazoa; Chordata; Mammalia; Primates; Hominidae
Gene: DAP3
Product: death associated protein 3
Exons: 14
Coding region: 402-1598 (398 amino acids)
Biological process (GO): apoptotic process
Cellular component (GO): mitochondrion; mitochondrial ribosome; small ribosomal subunit
Source: RefSeq, a predicted model, not a curated record
AUCUUCACCACUGCUCUCCCAGAGGUCCAGGUCCGGGAGAUGACAGUGGCUCCCAGAAAGCCCAGGAUUCAAUCGCUGAGAGAGUGCUUAGGCCCGAAUGCCGGCCCAAAUCGUUCUACUCACCGUGUCGGAGGCCGAGAGCGAUGAGAGUACAGGGAAGUGAGGAAGAGGGGGUGGCCGCCAGGCUCCUCCGCUUCCCUGGGUCCACCGCGGAUCCCUCCCGCUUGUCAGGAGGCGGCCAGCGGUCUCAGGACGGGCGCUUUGGAGCCGGCCCCAGGCAGCGUGUGUCGGUCGCCUAGUCUGGAGAACUAGUCCUCGACUCACGGUGAGGGAAUGGACCGACACGGGUAUUGUACCGCUGAGGGAAAGGAGCGGGACUCCGGACCUCCAGGAGUGCAAGGAUGAUGCUGAAAGGAAUAACAAGGCUUAUCUCUAGGAUCCAUAAGUUGGACCCUGGGCGUUUUUUACACAUGGGGACCCAGGCUCGCCAAAGCAUUGCUGCUCACCUAGAUAACCAGGUUCCAGUUGAGAGUCCGAGAGCUAUUUCCCGCACCAAUGAGAAUGACCCGGCCAAGCAUGGGGAUCAGCACGAGGGUCAGCACUACAACAUCUCCCCCCAGGAUUUGGAGACUGUAUUUCCCCAUGGCCUUCCUCCUCGCUUUGUGAUGCAGGUGAAGACAUUCAGUGAAGCUUGCCUGAUGGUAAGGAAACCAGCCCUAGAACUUCUGCAUUACCUGAAAAACACCAGUUUUGCUUAUCCAGCUAUACGAUAUCUUCUGUAUGGAGAGAAGGGAACAGGAAAAACCCUAAGUCUUUGCCAUGUUAUUCAUUUCUGUGCAAAACAGGACUGGCUGAUACUACAUAUUCCAGAUGCUCAUCUUUGGGUGAAAAAUUGUCGGGAUCUUCUGCAGUCCAGCUACAACAAACAGCGCUUUGAUCAACCUUUAGAGGCUUCAACCUGGCUGAAGAAUUUCAAAACUACAAAUGAGCGCUUCCUGAACCAGAUAAAAGUUCAAGAGAAGUAUGUCUGGAAUAAGAGAGAAAGCACUGAGAAAGGGAGUCCUCUGGGAGAAGUGGUUGAACAGGGCAUAACACGGGUGAGGAACGCCACAGAUGCAGUUGGAAUUGUGCUGAAAGAGCUAAAGAGGCAAAGUUCUUUGGGUAUGUUUCACCUCCUAGUGGCCGUGGAUGGAAUCAAUGCUCUUUGGGGAAGAACCACUCUGAAAAGAGAAGAUAAAAGCCCGAUUGCCCCCGAGGAAUUAGCACUUGUUCACAACUUGAGGAAAAUGAUGAAAAAUGAUUGGCAUGGAGGCGCCAUUGUGUCGGCUUUGAGCCAGACUGGGUCUCUCUUUAAGCCCCGGAAAGCCUAUCUGCCCCAGGAGUUGCUGGGAAAGGAAGGAUUUGAUGCCCUGGAUCCCUUUAUUCCCAUCCUGGUUUCCAACUAUAACCCAAAGGAAUUUGAAAGUUGUAUUCAGUAUUAUUUGGAAAACAAUUGGCUUCAACAUGAGAAAGCUCCUACAGAAGAAGGGAAAAAAGAGCUGCUGUUCCUAAGUAACGCGAACCCCUCGCUGCUGGAGCGGCACUGUGCCUACCUCUAAGCCAAGAUCACAGCAUGUGAGGAAGACAGUGGACAUCUGCUUUAUGCUGGACCCAGUAAGAUGAGGAAGUCGGGCAGUACACAGGAAGAGGAGCCAGGCCCUUGUACCUAUGGGAUUGGACAGGACUGCAGUUGGCUCUGGACCUGCAUUAAAAUGGGUUUCACUGUGAAUGCGUGACAAUAAGAUAUUCCCUUGUUCCUAAAACUUUAUAUCAGUUUAUUGGAUGUGGUUUUUCACAUUUAAGAUAAUUAUGGCUCUUUUCCUAAAAAAUAAAAUAUCUUUCUAAAGUGUUGUGUUAGAUUAAUAAUAUGGAAGGAGUCUUUAGAUUGGCCAAAUUGCAUUUCUCUGAUAUUCCUCUUGUUGCAGGUCAGAAGAGAUCAAUUCUACAGAAAUUUCCAGUGGUUCUGUUGAGGCUUUAUGGAAUUCAGCAUGUCAAAAUUCACAGCUGGCUGGGCACAGUGGCUCAUGCCUGUAAUCCCAGCACUUUGGAAGCCCAAGGCGGGCAGACUGCUUGAGUUCAGGAGUUUGCAACCAGCCUGGGCAACAUGGUGAAAACCUGUCUCUACUAAAAAUACAAAAAUUAGCCGGGCACGGUGGCAUGCGCCUGUAAUCCAAGCUACUUGGGAGGCUGAGGCAGGAGAAUUGCUUCAACUUGGGAGGCGGAUGUUGCAGUGAGCCAAAAUUGCACCACUGCACUCCAGCCUGGGCAGCAGAGCAAGACUCCGUCUCAAAAUAAAUAAAUAAAUAAAUAAAUAAAUAAAUAAUAAA